GGUUACGGAAACCGACGAGGGCCACGCGCGGGCCGGACCUGAAGGAAGUUAGCCGCCGAACCCCAGAUAGCGGUAGAGAGGGACUCGGACCCAAUGGCGACCUCAGAGGCCAGCUGCAGCGGCGGGAAUGGCGAGGGCUGUGACCCCUCCGUCACCUACUACCGGCUGGAGGAGGUGGCGAAGCGAAACUCCGCGGAGGAGACGUGGAUGGUGAUCCACGGGCGAGUCUACGAUAUCACCCGCUUCCUCAGCGAGCAUCCUGGUGGGGAAGAGGUUCUGCUGGAACAAGCUGGUGCUGAUGCAACUGAAAGCUUUGAAGAUGUUGGCCACUCCCCUGAUGCCAGGGAAAUGCUAAAGCAGUACUACAUUGGUGACGUUCAUCCGAGUGACCUUAAACCUAAAAAAGGUGGUAAUAAGGAUCCUUCAAAAAGCAGUACGUGCAAAAGUUGCUGGGCAUAUUGGAUUCUCCCCGUCGUGGGCGCUAUUCUUGUAGGUUUCCUGUAUCGUCACUUCACGGCGGACAGCAAAUCCUCCUGAGGAGACCAUGCUGAAGUGUGGGAGCACAGGCUCCUGGGAGUGAGAAGCUGAGACUGACUUUGGAGGCUGCAACAAUGCUUCCCCCUAAAUCCUGCCAGUUUCCCCCUCCUUCCCUCUCCCCCCUUCCCCAGCCAAGACUGACUAGAUAUCUGUCCUUCUUCAGUCUAGGACCAGGGAGGGUCCUUCACAGCCAGAGCCUGAUGCCUAAAGCCCCUGCUCACAGUGUGUCCUUGCCAGGGCUUCUCACUGGCUUCUACCCAUUCCUUUCAUUUCAGAGUUUAUGUAGAUGAUUAGAGUUCCUAUGUUGUAGAGACAUGGCCUUUGGGGACAGUAUAUGAUUUCUGAUACUCUGAAUUCACAUUAGAUAUAUUUAAGGGAACAGUACUCUAGUUUUGAAUCUUUUCCCAUUUUUCUUUUAAGUAAAUUUAUUUUUUUUUAAUUCUGAUUUAAUUUUGUCAUUUAUCAUAAGGGAUUUUCAUGAAGUUAAGAUGUGUCUAUCUUAUUUGAAACACAGCUGUCAAAUGAUUUUAUGAAUGUUACUAAAAUAAGGGGCCUGCAAGAUAGAUCAUUGGGUAAAAGCAAUUGCACCAAGCCUGAUGACCUGAGUUUGAUUCCCUGGACCCACAUGGUAGAGGGAGAGAACCAAUUCCCAAAAGUUGCCCUCUGACCAACAUGUAUGCUAUGACUCUAAUGUACACACAGACACCUGUAUAUACACACAGGUACACACAUUGAGACAUAACACAGAGGCACAAGCACACACUAAACAAAUGUAAUUUUAAAAACCAUACAAAAGAAAAAAAGUACUAUGUGGUUUUCUCCCUCCCAGAUAGUGUAGAUGGCUCUCUCUUAUCCCUCAGUCCAGCCUCUUUCUUCCCAAGAGUACUUUACAAAUUGCAUCCCUUUGGUCUCUUAGGUAUAGAAGAGCCGAAGAAGGGAUCAGUGAGUUAAGGUGAAUUCAGAAUAAUCUUUUUUAAAAAGAGAACAAAACACCACUUACAGGACAGCAGUUUAAAGUGACCGGCACGCUCUCUGGUCUGACACCAAUUUUUCUAACCGUCUUCCACCCUGGCUGUCUGCUGGUGAAAGACAAGUGUUAGCAUGGGGCGUCACUGAAGCCUGUGGUUGUGUCCAUGUGGCUUCAGGGAAGGCUCUUGCCGCUUUUUUGUUUACUGAUUAACUAAUUUUUAAUUCCCUGUUUUACCAAAGUAAGAAACUCAAGUUUGGCCUUAUCUCAGUAAAAUAAUUUACAUGUAAAUAUCAUUGUUGGGGGCAUGCCACUUAAGAUAGGAGACCUUGCCAAGAGACUUCUGUUUUCUUCUGUUUUACUUACAUGGCUCCAGCUUGGUGAUUUUGUUCUACUUUUCUUCUGAGGGUUAUACUGAUAAAUCUGGAAGCUUUUCCCUCCUCCCUUGGAUAUGUAUUUUAUUGGAGAGUAGUAGUUAAUCAUUACUGUUUCUCAUUGGUCCAGGCAUUUUCCUGGCCUCUUUUAAUAUAUUCUUUUUCCUGUGGCAGUACAUGACAGUUUCCCAGUUAUUUUUUUUUUUCCCAUUAUCUAUGAUUUUCCUCUACAUCCUUUGUUCAUUACCAAUCUGCUUCUGGACUGUUGUCAUGUCCAGCAGGAAGCCAUUGAAUUCUAGAAGGACCAGAAAUGCUGGGAAGUGUCUCUUGCCUCCCUUCCAGCUUGCCAGGGGCUUGACAGGACAGGAAACUGCACAUUAAACCAGUCUGCCCAUGCAAACUAUUUAAGAAAAAGUUCAGCCCAGGACUUCUAUUCUGUGAUUUAGCAAUUGAAUGAAUUCAGAAUUCAUUAAAAUAACAUUAGCCUUUUCCUUGCAUACUUGGAUAUAAUAUUUCAGAGUAAUUUUUAGAUGAUUUCUAUAUAUCAGGGAUAUAGACUUAAUCACAUUUAUCUUUAAAAAUUCUGUAAUAUGGUAGAUUGAAAGAGUAGUUAUACUGUAACAAAAGUGGCAUGACUGAGUACACCACAUAAAGGCAAGGAAGGUCUGUGUGCAGUGAGGCUUGGGGUCCACUUGCUGUGAUAUCCAAGCUACAUGCAAUAUGUUGGGUUGAUGGAAAGAAUAAAGGUACAUUGAAGUGCAGGAAGGGAACAUUCAUGCUAACACUAAGCCUGAAGAUAACUUAGAUCAGUUAUGAAUGUGUGUUGGCAGUCUCUUUACAUCCAGUGAAAAACAUCUGGCUAUAGGAAAUGUUAAAACUGUUUUUGGCUGGGUGGUGGUGGCGGUGGCAGCACACUCCUUUAAUUCCAGAUUUCUGAGUUCAAGGUCAGCCUGGUCUACAGAGAGACUCUGUCUCAACUCCCCACCCCCAAAUAAAGAACUGUAUUUUUUAAGUACAGUUGGUGUUUUGAUACCAAUAUAAAAAUCGUGUUUUUCUAUUUCACAAUCUGUUCUUUUCCUGCUUUUAUCUGAGCUUGUUUCUUUUACUGAAAGCCAGAAGGAAAAGAUUUUCAUACUUGUCUUUGCCAUUUAUGAAGUCCAUCUAAUACCCAGGGCUUCUUUUGAACUACUGAUAAUGUGAUAUCAUUUUAUAUUAUUAAAAAAUACUGCUUGCUUUUUUUUUUUUUUGGCCAGGUAUGGUGGCACAUGACUUUAUUCCUAGCACUUAGGCGGCAGAGGCAGACAGUUCUUGAGUUCUAGGCCAGCCUGGUCUACAUAGCAAGCUCCAGGCCAGUUAAAGCCACAUAGUGAGAUUCUUGUCUCAAAACAAAUCCCCCCAAACCUCUUUUAGGUCUUUUUGCUGUAAUUGUGUUGCCUACAUAAACAGCUAGGAGGAGAGGUAGGUCUUAGGUGAGAGUUUGUUGAGGCUUUUCUUAAACAAAGCAAUACAGUAUGUGCACCAGAUGCAUUAAAAAAGAACUUGUCAAAGAAGCCUUGACAUUUGUGGGUUAUGCUAACUCAUUGAGAGCAAGAGGAGCCAGCCUCUGUUGGCUAACAAUAGCCCAACCUGUGGGGUGUUCGGUUGUUUAUUCCUAAAGUGGCCAGUUGCCACCACACCAUCUAAGUUAAUAACUGGUGAACACAAAAGGGAAUUUGUGCUACCAAGACACAGGGUGUUAACGCCCAUUCUCUAAAAGUUCUUACCUGGCCCUGGAAGCUGGUUUUCUUUUCCGAGUGACUGCACGUUUGUAAAGAACACAGUGGGACAAAGUUUGUGGACUGUGUUUAUAGCUCUUUGUAUGAUUACUUGAGCAGACAAGUCUGUCCAAAGCUAUCAUUUGAGCUGGUAGGCAGGCUCUUUGAGCAGUUGCCACCGGGGCUUGUGCUCUGGUUGGGUUUGUGCUCGCUCAGUGCUGGGAGCAGCGAGGAAUGCUUUUAUAAGCCAGAUGCAUCGUCAUAUAUGGCAUCCAUACUUCUCAGGGGAUACCCACCUGGCUGAAGUCCACCUGAGGUGACUGAAGCACAGAACAUGAAUGCUCUUUGCCUCCUACCCAAGGGAAAUGGAUCCAAACAUGUCAUGUCUCAACAAGAAACUGAAGUUUUGAAGCUGUGUGAUUCAGUUGCCAAAUAUCUCAAAGUAAUAAAGAGCUCCGUCAUAUUUGGGCAGCUUUGGAAUGUGUAGGGUGGUCUAGGAGGGGGUUUCUGAAGAAGCAGAGAUGUGCCAGUCACCUGCCUUAUGCCCAGUGUCUUACUCAUGAGUUUCAGUGACCACUCCUUGCCCAUGCCUACAUCGCCUACAUUGGCUGCUCGGGCAGAACAUCAUUUCAGCUAUUUAACUUGCUUUUUACUGCACCCUCAACUGUGAGUGACUAAUAUUAACAUUCCUUUUGUGUAUUCAAUGAUGGAGUUUGUUUACCUAUUUGAUUUCAGCUUAUUUUGAACAAAGAUCUUUGUCUCUUUCUACUGGAAUGUGCACACAGUGAAUGUUUGUUAGAACUACACAAUAAAGAUACUGUUUUCCUUUUCUUGUCCU
Phodopus roborovskii (desert hamster) is the source of this 4470-nucleotide messenger RNA. RefSeq names its product cytochrome b5 type B. Lineage: Eukaryota; Metazoa; Chordata; Mammalia; Rodentia; Cricetidae. The record is from RefSeq and is a predicted model, not a curated record. Gene Ontology annotation, molecular function: heme binding. The transcript has 5 exons. Gene Ontology annotation, cellular component: mitochondrial outer membrane; intracellular membrane-bounded organelle. The coding region runs from base 94 to 537 and encodes 147 amino acids.